Parnassius mnemosyne (clouded apollo) is the source of this 4578-nucleotide messenger RNA. The record is from the annotation of a GenBank genome assembly. NCBI's taxonomy places the organism in Eukaryota, Metazoa, Arthropoda, Insecta, Lepidoptera, Papilionidae.
AUGGCAGUUAAAAAGUGUUGUAUUGAAAACUGCCACUCAUGUUCAACUAGAAAAGAAGAUAAAGGUGUGACAUAUCACAAGUAUCCUAAAGAUUUAUCUUUACGCACCAAAUGGAUAUCUGUUACACGGCUCAAACACUUUGACGUAGGAACAACCUCAUAUGUGUGUUCCCGUCACUUUUGUAAAAGUGACUUCCAAGUUUACAAGGACUCUAAAUAUAUUUUAAAGUCAGAUGCUGUACCAUCAAUUUUUACUUGGGCUAUAGAAUUAUCAAAUAUGGAUUCCAAUAUAGCAAAUGCGCAAUCAGUUGAAAAUAUAAAAGAUUUAUCAUCAAGCAGUAAAGAGUCAGAACCUGAAAAUUUAGAUGCAAUUAAAAAGUUUAUAGAGGACCAAGAAAAAGAGAUACAGGAGCAGAAAUGUGAGGGUAAACAUUCAAUGUUAGAAGAUCAAAUUAAUACAGACAUGAGUCAAGUCAAAGAGGAACUUCCAGAGUGUAAAAAGCAAGAGGAAACUUUAGCUGUAGCCACUAGUGUAAUGGACCUAAUAUUAAAUGAAUCAGAGACACGAAUCUUAUCUAAAAAAGAAGACACAGAAUGCCUUAGUGCUGCUAAAAGAGGUAAUAGUACAGCUUUGACAGUUGGUUCUAAAGUUGAAGCAAAGGAUUUUGGAGAAUUUUGGUAUCCAGCUCAAAUUGUUGAGGUAGAUUAUGAUGAGAUGGAAGUAUUGGUGCAUUAUGAUAAUGCUUCUAAAAAGCAUGAUGAAUGGAUAAAUAUCAGUAGUCCUAGGCUGCGACCAUUCAGUAACAGUCCAUCACAGUCAAUAAGCCCUGUGACUAAUGCAGAAACUGUAAAAGGCGAAACUAGCAUAGUAAAAGAAGAAAUUAAGCAAGAAGACAAACCUAAAUUAAAGUUUGUAGUUGGAGAAAGGUGUUUGGCACGAUGGAAAGAUAAUCGAAGAUUUAUGGCUACUGUAAAUAAAGAUUUAGGCAAUGGCUCUUAUGAAAUUAUAUUUGAUGAUGGCUUCCAUUGGAAAUGUACCACAUGCAGGCUGUAUAAAGUAAAACAAUCUUCAGAAAGAAAUUCUGACCUUUUAACAGUUGAUACAUCCUCACCAUCAUCAUCUUCCGCUUAUCCUUCUCCUAUUCCUUGUGGGGCUGGUCCUAGUAGUACUGUUGUAGGGUUAAAUGAUCCACAAUUACCUAUUUUCCACACUCACCUCUUUGACCCAACCCGUGAUUAUUUAGGUUCAAAAAGCGAGCGACGCGAGAAGAAACGCAAGUUAAAUAUAAAAGAGAUAUUUAAUAUUGGUCAAAAGAAGAGAAGAAAGCAAAAACCACAAGAGGAUACGAAUGACUCCGCGCCUAAAACGGUUAAGCAGAGAAAACCUAGGGUGGUCCAAAAGAAAAUAAAAGAAGAAAAUGACAUGCAAGUGAAAACGGAAAUAAAAAAUGAAGUUCCUGAUGCUGUAGCAUCUAUUAUUGGUACGGUGGCGAAGGAAGAGUUGGUCAUUAAGCAGGAAGUAAUAUUGGAUGAUGAAACUAUAACUUCACUUAAUGACCAGACAAUACACAAUCUUGAUAGACUACCUCAAAAUGUGGAAAAUGAUGAACAACUGAAUGAUUCAGGCAGAAAUGAUGAAUCAGAUAUAUCAGAUACUAAAAACAGUAUUGAUCCAGUGUUGGAAGAGGAAACAAAACUUGAAAACUUUGAAAUGAUAGAUGACCGAGAGCAUGAGGAAGUUAUUGAUAGGAUUAAAGAAGUUAUUACCAAAUUAGAAGAUGGAAUAAGUAAGGCAGAAAGAAUAGAAUCACCAAAGGUGGAAGUUAAAGAAGAGGAAAGCAAAAAUGUUAAAGAACAAGAAGUAACCAUUACUCCAGAAGAAAAUAAAGAGGCGAACGUAAUACCCGUUGGGGAUUCAGAGAAAAUAAAAACCGAACCAAAUGAAGGGAAGAUUAAAAAAAUGUCUAAAUUGAAAAAAAGUAAAAAGUUGAGAUUGAUGCAGGAAAAAAAGGUUAAGAAGCAGGUGGAGAAAGUAAAAAGUGAAUUAGAAGAGAUGAAACGCCAGGUUGAAGAGAUGAAGAAACAAAUGUUAUUAAAAACUGAAGUGUUAUCUAGUCCUCAGCAGAAGCAAGAAAUGCCAGAAAGCUUUUUAUUGCCUGGAGAGUGGUGCUGCAGAUGGGUGAAUGGACAACCAGUGGGAGCUGUGAGUGAAAUAGAAGGUGAAGUUAAAGUUGAUGCAAACAGUAAGCCAGCUCUACCAAGACGAAGUGUUCAGGUUGAAGACAAACGGCUGCCUGAGGGAUGGACAAAGCACAUGGUACGACGGAGCUUCGGAAAUUCAGCUGGAAAAUGGGAUGUUGUUUUAGUUAGUCCGGACAAUCGACGCUUCCAUACGAAAACGGACAUGCGAAACUAUCUCGAGCAAAAUCCCAGUGAAGAACUCAAACAAUACGAAUAUGCAUUACUUGACUUCGGAGUUCAUCUUAAACUCUCAAGACGUAUGGGAUGGGUCACGCAGACCGGUACAGAAGAGCCAGUCAUUCCGCUCCCAGCCGGAUUGAUGAGCAGUACAUCACCUCUCGUGAAAAGAAAAAAAUUAAGCCUGAAUCGGGUAAAGGGUAUUAUUAAAACAAAGCAGAAGAAGAGAAGGUUGGGCGUGGGUGGCAAAAUUCGAAAAAUGCGACAUCGUGUUAAUGAUGUAUUACCAGGGCCAAGUAACGUUGCAACAGAUUUAGAACCGUUUGCCAUGCACGCUGAAACUAUUGACGACAAUCCAACAUUAGAAGAUGGAUACGUCUAUGUUGGGGCAUUAAAAGUUCAAAUUAUUGAAAAUUUAUUGCGCUGUCCGGCUGACGGUUGUUUAAAGAACUUCAGAAAUAACACAUUGUUAAAGAUGCACAUAAAACAUUAUCAUAGGGAACUUAGGAAGAAGCUUGGUGCUACGCCAAAGGUCCUAGAUUUAGCCUAUGCUAGAACAAAACCUACGGAAGCAGAAAUGAAAAGACAAAGAAACGAAACAGAGAGUAAAAUCAUAAAGGUAAAAAUACCAAGACCACCAAAACGCACUGAAGAAUCAAAAAUAGAUAUGAAAGAGCUUGAUUCUGAACUUCAAGUGGAUAUACCGCUUUCACCUACCAAGAAUGUAGAUAAUAUUUCAAAGGCUCAAGAUUCCCCAAAAUUGCGUAAUGCGCUCGCAAACAAACCAGUGAAAAGACCUCGUGUCCUACUUCCUGUGAGAAGACCCGAAUCAGAAGUAACUGACAGAAGAGAAGAAGUGGGACUGGACGUAAGAGGGCAUACACCAGUUAAUAUACCAGAAGUUCAAGUACUAGAUUUCGAAACUGCCAUAUCGACUCAUACUGUCACAAAACCAGUCGUAGAUGGUAAAAGGAAAGGAGAGAAGAGGCGUAAAGGUUUCGCCUCAUUUGCAAAAAGAUCAAUGAGUGAGGAUGAAGAGUGGUUGACUAUGAACUCCGACGUAGAGACAAGGUCCAGCUUUCCCGGUUCUGCGACACCGGAUUCAAAGACAAUGGAUAAUAAAUCAUAUACUAAUGCAGCUGCUUCAUCAGAGUCCAACGAGGAACAGAAGGAAUCGAUGUAUAUGUACACUGAAAAUGGCGAGCGCAUAAAGAUAGUUCAGAUGAAACGUGAAGAGAUUAUAAAUUGUCAUUGCGGUUUCCGCGAGGAGGAUGGCCUGAUGGUGCAGUGUGAGCUAUGCCUUUGCUGGCAGCAUGCACUCUGUCACAACAUACAAAAGGAGUCAGAGGUGCCGGACAAGUACACGUGCAGCAUCUGCCUUAACCCGCGGCGCGGGCGGCGCUCGAAGAGGUUUCUGCACGACCAGGAGCGGCUGUACGAGGGCGCGCUGGCGGGCGCGCGGCCGAACGAUGCGCUGCGCCGCGCGCACGAGCUCGCCGCCAACCUGCUGCGCGCGCGCGACGCGCUGCACGCACUGCGCGUCAAGUACCACGUCGCCACGAAAAAGAAUCAUCCAAAAUUAUAUUUGUGGGCAAAAGACUGGGAGAAUGCAGAGCUAAACAUGACACAGGAGAAGUUGAACUCUGACUAUUCAGACCUUAAUAUCACAAUUAAUAACAUUGGGAAGGAGAACUUGCCAUUGAAAACCGAUGAUAUCCAAAUGGAUGUCCGUACGCCUUUAUCUGAAGAAAAUGAUGAGAGAUAUAGCAACAGAGAACUUUCCCUUAACUCUCAAACCUUACUAAGUGGGGUGAUGUCGAGUCCCGGUGGUGCAUCUUUAGACCUACCUAUUAGUACUACUGAGUUAGAACGAUUGGCGAAAUCUGUUCAAGCGGCGGAGGGCGCGGUGGCGGCUCCGCAGCCCGAGGCGGCGAUCGAGAACGGCGCGUGCCGCGAGCGCCUGCUGCGCCACAUCCAGCGCUGCCAGGCGCUCAUCGACGCGCGCCUCGACUCCAUAGAGGCGCAGGUCGCUGAGCUUGAAUCCCAGGACCCCUCAUUCGAAGAUGAUGAAACUGCGGACUAUUUUCCUCGCACCAAGCAGACUAUUCAAAUGCUGAUUCGCGAUCUGGAUACUAUGGAGGAGCUUGGAGUCAUUACUUGA